CAUCCCGCCAGAAACUACAGCUAUUCAAGAUGCCGAGAGCAAUCAGAGGUGUACUCAUCCAGUGCGAACCAGCCAUCAAGUCCAUCAUCGUUCACUUGGAUAGUGUUAACAACGAUAUCAUCAUCGAAGAUCUUGAUGAGCAGACUCUGGUUGUUAAGGAAAACAUGGUGCAACUGCUCAAGCAGAAACUCGAGGACCGCCUGAAGGAAACAUACAGGCCCGAGGAACCGCUGGCAGAUAGUGACUAGGAGUUGCCUAGUAGAUAGGAGAUGCAUAUGUAGUGACUUGAAGUCGCCGAACCCCCCUGAAUUACAUGCAUUUAUUUAUACACCUUCAACACUGCGUAACAGUUACCAGCCGCGAUGGACUACUUGAUCCUCUUUAAAGCUUCGAAAAGACGGGCUUCUUCUUCUGCACACUAGCCGAUAAC
Messenger RNA from Neurospora hispaniola, 430 nucleotides. Its product is annotated as TFIIH subunit TTDA/Tfb5. The transcript has 3 exons. The record is from RefSeq and is a predicted model, not a curated record. Lineage: Eukaryota; Fungi; Ascomycota; Sordariomycetes; Sordariales; Sordariaceae. The coding region runs from base 30 to 248 and encodes 72 amino acids. Gene Ontology annotation, biological process: nucleotide-excision repair, preincision complex assembly; transcription initiation at RNA polymerase II promoter; nucleotide-excision repair. Gene Ontology annotation, cellular component: transcription factor TFIIH holo complex; transcription factor TFIIH core complex.